Molecule: messenger RNA, 2352 nt
Organism: Macaca mulatta (Rhesus monkey)
Lineage: Eukaryota; Metazoa; Chordata; Mammalia; Primates; Cercopithecidae
Source: RefSeq, a predicted model, not a curated record
CCCUCCAUCCGAGGGAGGAUGAGCUGGGGGCCUGGACCCCAAGGUCUGAGGAAGAAAGGGGGUCCCUGAUAGGCCGGUGGGGCAGUCGAGACUUGGGGUGGGGCCCAGGCCUCCAUUUGGCAAGGCCCUCCCCUCCCCACCGUUUCCUGGGCUGGCUGCUUAAGGGCUGGUAUAAAGGACUUGUUUCCUGUUGAAAAAGCAGAAAGAGAUUACCAGCCACAGACGGGUCAUGAGCCCGGUGUUACUGCUGGCCCUCCUGGGGGUCACCUUCCCACUGCCAGGAGUGCAGGCGCUGCUCUGCCAGUUUGGGACAGGUUACGACGUGUGGAAUGUGUCCCAGUUGCCCCUGCACUGGACCCCUAAGGAGAUCAGCUGUGACAGCGGCUUGGGGUGCCAGGACACGUUGGUGCUCAUUGAGAGCGGACCCCAAGUGGGCUUCGUGCUCUCCAAGGGCUGCACAGAGGCCAAGGACCAGGAGCCCCGCGUCACUGAGCACCGGAUGGGCCCCGGCCUCUCCGUGCUCUCCUACACCUAUGUGUGCCGCCACAAAGACUUCUGCAACAACCUAGUCACCACUGCCCCGCUCUGGACCCCGCAGCCCCCAGCAGACCCAGGAUCCUUGAGGUGCCCAGUCUGCUUGUCUAUGGAAGGCUGUCCGGAGGGGACGACAGAAGAGAUGUGCCCCAAGGGGACCACGCACUGUUAUAAUGGCCUCCUCAGGCUCAGGGGAGGAGGCAUCUUCUCCAAUCUGAGAGUCCAGGGAUGCUUGCCCCAGCCAGGUUGCAACCUGCUCAACGGGACACAGGAAAUUGGGCCCGUGCGCAUGACUGAGAACUGCAAUACGAAAGGAGUGCAGGAACUGCUCUGCCAGUUUGGGACACUUAAGGAGGUGUGGAAUGUGUCCCAGCUACCCGUGCACUGGACCCCUAAGGAGAUCAGCUGUGACAGCGGCUUGGGGUGCCAGGACACGUUGGUGCUCAUUGAGAGCGGACCCCAAGUGAGCUUGGUGCUCUCCAAGGGCUGCACCGAGGCCAAGGACCGGGAGCCCCGCGUCACUGAGCACCGGAUGGGCCCCGGCCUCUCCGUGCUCUCCUACACCUAUGUGUGCCGCCACAAGGACUUCUGCAACAACCUAGUGACCACUGCCCCGCUUUGGACCCCGCAGCCCCCAGCAGACCCAGGAUCCUUGAGGUGCCCAGUCUGCUUGUCUAUGGAAGGCUGUCCGGAGGGGACGACAGAAGAGAUGUGCCCCAAGGGGACCACGCACUGUUAUAAUGGCCUCCUCAGGCUCAGGGGAGGAGGCAUCUUCUCCAAUCUGAGAGUCCAGGGAUGCUUGCCCCAGCCAGGUUGCAACCUGCUCAACGGGACACAGGAAAUUGGGCCCGUGCGCAUGACUGAGAACUGCAAUACGAAAGAUUUUCUGACCUGCCAUCGGGGGAACUUUGCAGAAGGACCCAUUGGAUGGACCGUGUCUAAUACCGUGAUGUGCGAGGCGGGCCAGGUGUGUCAGGAGACGCUGCUGCUCAUAGAUGUAGGACGCACAUCGACCCUGGUGUGGAGCAAAGGCUGCAGCGCUGUUGGGGCUCAAAAUUCCCAGAAGACCUCCAUCCACUCAGCCCCUCCUGGGGUGCUCGUGGCCUCCUAUGCCCACUUCUGCUCCUCAGACCUGUGCAAUGGUGCCAGCAGCAGCAGCGUCCUGCUGAACUCCCUCCCUCCUCAAGGUGCCCCUGAGCCAGGAGACCAGCAGUGUCUUACCUGUGUGCAGCCCUUGGCAACCUGCUCAAGUGACUCCCCAGUAAAGACCUGCCCCAGGGGCACCACUCAUUGUUAUGAUGGGUACAUUAGUCUCUCAGGAGGUGGGGUAACCACCACAAUGGGCAUUCAGGGCUGUGUGGCCCAACCUUCCAGCUCCUUGUUGAACCACACCAGACAAAUCGGGAUCUUCUCUGUGCGUGAGAAGGGUGAAGAGGAGCCUCCUGCCCCUCAUUCUGAGAGAGGUGGGGCUGGGGGCCUGGAGUCUCUCACUUGGGGGGUGGGGCUGGCACUGGCCCUGGCGCUUUGGUGGGGGGCUCUUUGCCCUUCCUGCUAACUCCAUUUCCCCCACGAUUCUUCACCCCUGCUGACCACCACACUCAACCGUCCCUCUGACCUCAUAACUUAAUGGCCUUGGACACUAAAUUCUUUUCCCAUCCUGCCCAUGAAUUAUCUUCCCCACACACAAUCAUUCAUGUCUACUCACCUAAUAGCGACCCUGGGGAGAGCCUGGAGCAGCUGGACUUGUCCUAUGGGAGAGGGGACGUUGGAGGAGUGGCUGCAUGUAUCUGAAUAAUAAAGACCUUGUCCUUUCUUCCA